This is a messenger RNA of Limanda limanda (common dab), 4496 nucleotides long. It is a transcript of the gene kif1b, whose product is annotated as kinesin family member 1B. Lineage: Eukaryota; Metazoa; Chordata; Actinopteri; Pleuronectiformes; Pleuronectidae. Bases 288 to 3803 code for a protein of 1171 amino acids. The record is from RefSeq and is a predicted model, not a curated record. The transcript has 21 exons. Gene Ontology annotation, biological process: microtubule-based movement; vesicle-mediated transport; cytoskeleton-dependent intracellular transport. Gene Ontology annotation, molecular function: microtubule binding; plus-end-directed microtubule motor activity; ATP hydrolysis activity. Gene Ontology annotation, cellular component: microtubule; dendrite; cytoplasmic vesicle.
GUUUUUUAUUUAUACACAUCAUCUACACGGGGACAGAAACUCGUCGAGGUCGUGAUCUCAGCUCCAUCCGGCGGAAGACACCGCUAGAAUGGGUGUUUUUCAUCCAAGUGGACUUUCUAUCAGUUUUGGCCGAUUUUGAUAUAAAGAACCCUCGCACUCUCCCAUCACCGACGCCCCGCUAGCCCCCGUUACUUCUCCCUGCCGAGCCGCUGCUGGUGUCGAGGAGAUCCACCUCAGACGAGGGAUAUAUAAGGAUUCUUAUCGGGAGCCGGUCCUGAGCUGCAAUCAUGUCUGGGGCGUCUGUCAAAGUCGCCGUUCGAGUUCGGCCCUUCAACUCCAGGGAGACGGGCAAGGAUUCAAAAUGUAUAAUUCAGAUGCAAGGCAACACCACAACUAUUCUCAACCCCAAAGCCCCGAAGGAACCAGCAAAGACUUUCAGUUUCGAUUACUCCUACUGGUCACACACUACGCCCGAAGACCCCAGCUUUGCGUCACAGAACCGCGUGUUCAACGAUAUUGGCAAAGAAAUGCUGCAGCACGCUUUUGAGGGCUACAAUGUUUGCAUCUUUGCUUACGGCCAGACAGGAUCUGGCAAAUCCUACACAAUGAUGGGCAAGCAGGAGGAGGGCCAGGAAGGAAUCAUUCCCAUGCUUUGUGAAGAUCUAUUUGAUAAAAUCAAUGACAGCAACAACAAAGAAGAGCUCUCUUACUCAGUGGAGGUCAGUUACAUGGAGAUCUACUGUGAACGGGUACGAGACUUGCUCAAUCCCAAAAACAAAGGGAACCUACGGGUGCGAGAACACCCUCUGCUUGGCCCCUACGUGGAGGACCUGUCCAAGCUGGCCGUCACCUCCUACACAGACAUCGCUGACCUGAUGGAUGCAGGCAACAAGGCCAGAACUGUGGCCGCCACCAACAUGAAUGAAACCAGCAGCAGGUCCCAUGCUGUUUUCACCAUCGUCUUCACACAGAAGAAACACGAUAGUGAGACAGACACCUCCACAGAAAAGGUCAGUAAAAUUAGUCUGGUAGACUUGGCGGGUAGCGAACGAGCAGAUUCCACUGGAGCUACAGGCACCAGGCUAAAGGAGGGAGCAAACAUCAACAAAUCUCUCACCACGUUAGGGAAGGUAAUCUCUGCUUUGGCUGAAGUGAGCAAGAAGAAGAAGAAGAGUGACUUCAUCCCUUACAGAGACUCAGUUCUGACAUGGCUGCUGAGGGAGAAUCUGGGUGGAAACUCCAGAACAGCUAUGGUAGCCGCCCUCAGUCCUGCAGAUAUCAACUAUGACGAAACUCUCAGCACACUCCGCUAUGCCGACCGAGCCAAGAACAUCAAGUGCAAUGCUAUCAUCAAUGAGGAUCCCAACAACAAGCUGGUGCGCGAUCUGAAGGAUGAAGUGUCUCGACUGAAGGAGCUGCUCCGCGCCCAGGGCCUGGGAGACAUCCUGGACACCCCUAUUGGUUCCCUGACAGCCUCUCCAUCCUCUGGCUCACUGUGUGGCCAGGGGGGCCUGCAGUCGGUCACCAGCAUCCAGGAGCGCAUCAUGUCCACACCUGGAGGAGAGGAAGCCAUUGAAAGACUGAAGGAAUCAGAGAAGAUCAUUGCCGAGCUCAAUGAAACCUGGGAAGAGAAACUGAGAAAGACUGAGGCGAUUCGCAUGGAGAGGGAGGCCUUGCUUGCAGAGAUGGGUGUGGCAAUCCGCGAAGAUGGAGGCACUCUGGGCGUCUUCUCUCCUAAAAAGACUCCACAUCUGGUUAACCUGAACGAGGAUCCUCUCAUGUCAGAGUGUCUGCUCUACUACAUCAAAGAUGGAAUUACAAGGGUGGGUAAGGCCGACACUGAGAGACGACAGGACAUUGUUUUAAGUGGUGCUCAUAUCAAGGAAGAGCACUGCAUCUUCCGCAGCGAGAGGAAUGCCAAUGGAAAUGUUGUCGUCAUGCUGGUACCCUGUGAGGGAUCGGAAACCUACGUCAACGGCAAACGUGUUGUAAAUGCAAUCCAGCUUCGUUCAGGUAACCGUAUCAUUAUGGGAAAGAACCAUGUGUUCCGGUUCAACCACCCAGAACAGGCCAGGGCUGAGAGGGAGAAGACACCAACUGCUGAAACACCAGUGGAGCCUGUGGAUUGGACCUUUGCUCAGAGAGAACUUCUCGAAAAGCAGGGCAUCGAUAUGAAGCAGGAAAUGGAGAAAAGGCUCACUGAGAUGGAGAUCUUGUACAAGAAGGAGAAGGAAGAAGCAGACCAACUUCUGGAGCAACAGCGACUGGAUGGAGACUCUGAUAGUGGGGAUGACUCAGAUAAGAGGUCUUGUGAGGAGAGCUGGAGACUGAUCACUUCCUUGAGGGAAAAGCUGCCACCCAGCAAGCUGCAGUCUAUCGUGAGAAAGUGUGGAUUACCCAGCAGCGGGAAGAUAAGAGAGCCCGUUAAAAUGUACCAGGUUCCACAGCGGCGCCGCAUCACCAAGGACUCCAAGUGGGUGACCAUCUCUGACCUGAAGAUCCAGGCGGUCAAAGAAAUCUGCUAUGAAGUAGCGCUCAAUGAUUUCCGCCAAACACGGCAAGAAAUCGAGGCUCUGGCUAUUGUAAAGAUGAAGGAGCUUUGUGCUAGCUACAUUAAGAAGGACCCUAAUGAGCGGGACUCGUGGAGGGCAGUGGCUCGGGAUGUUUGGGACACUGUCGGAGUUGGCGAUGAGCGUAUUGAUGACGUCAUCACCAAUGGGACUCGAGCAGGAGGAGCUGUUAUGGAUGAACUUAAAGUGCACAUUGAUAAACUUGAGGACAUCUUGCACGAGGUGAAGAAACAGAAUAAUAUGAAGGACGACGAGAUCCGUUCUCUCAGGAACAAGAUGGUCAAAAUGGAAAAGGUCCUUCCGCUCAUUACCCCAGAGGGACAGGAAAAGCAUCCCAGCCUUGCCGCACCUAUUUACGCAGCCAGAACACCAAGCCCAAUUGAGGGAAAACCUCCAGUGCCAGAAAGACCUGAUGUGGAGGAAGCAGAUUUGCAAAUGGGCCAAAGUCCUGGAGAUGACUCAACCCUAAAGCGAGGCCACAUGCGCUGGAUGCGUCAAGAGCAGUUGCGCCUUAAGGGCCUUCAGCAACAAGAGAUCUCCAGGCAGCUCCGCCGGCAAACCGGACCACAUCGCUUUAUACCACCAGAGGACCGCAAGCUGCGCUUCCCCUUCAGAAGUAACCCUAAGCACCGCAACUCAUGGAGCCCCGGUACUCACAUCAUUAUCACAGAUCAGCAGGUCAUUGAGCUAAAGGUGCCCAAAGAAGCUUUAGAGGAAGAGGAAGGAGAAGCCCAGGUGGUAGAGGGAGCACAAUCUCUAGAAAAGAUGGCUGCUUCAGUUGUGCAAGUCACUCCUCCAUUGCCUAGUCCAUCAGUCCAGCACAGGAGCAAAGACUUGGAGCAAGGUUUAAGCCAGGGUCACAGACAUAACUACAGGAACAACCAACAUCAGCAGUCCCAAGAACGAGGCCGCAGCAACUCUUUUAAUCACCGCCAGCGGCCCUCUGGCUCCAUGGAGUCACUGCAGCAGCCUGAAAGCAACAGGAGGCACAGCCAGGUGUUCUACCAGCCCCGCCAGCACCAGAACCACCAAGUACAUCCCCAGCCACACCACCAUCAGCAGCAGCCGUUUCACUACAAUGGCAUGAUGUAUACAGAUAGUGGCUUCGGUGGCUACCAGCAGUACCAUCACACUGACCAUGCUAACCAUCCAAUCAGCUUCCAGGCCCCUCCUCGAAUGCGCAGGCAGAUGUCUGUCCCUGAUCUAAAAGCCAGCAGAGAGACAACAGUCUGAGUAAAUGAGGAAACAGUUUCAAAUACUUUUAGUAGGCAAACACAUUACAGAUCACAACAGCUCAGUCAUGUGAACAGCUGAAACUGACUGUGACCGUUGCACUUGAUCAGCGUGUUAUUGGUUGAUCCAAAAAUAUUGUAUGUAUAGACAUUUUAUCAUCUUUACCAUAAUAUAAAUGCCGUUUUAUCAGUUUUUGCUGCAACGUUUUGCGCCAUCAUCACUAGCAUUAGGAGAACUGUCAUAAGGAACUGAAGCCAAUAGAUAAUAAGGGGACUUUUUUUCCAGAAGAGACCUGUCAUCACACCUCGUUCAUUUUUCAGCAUGUGUGACAUUAAAUCAAACACGCUUUGAUUUGCCAAAAUUGUCUUUGUGGUUGAAUUUCUGAGUUUACAUUUUGUCAUUUUAGUAUUGAUUGGUCAUGAAUGUUUUCAGCCAUUGCCGUAUGAACACAUUUCAGUUUGUAUUUCAUCAAGACGUUGUUAUUGCAGCCCAGAUUACAAAUGAAAACAAAUAGUUAUUGACGACUGAAGCAGUGGUCAAAGAAAGUGCUUUUCAAAAAGUGCCUUUUCAUGCUCUAACUAUAUUAACCCUGCUGUACAUUUACAGUUCAGUAUUUUCUUUACCUUCAUUUUUAAUCUACUGCCUAUGCACAAGGUUUGAGCUCAAUGCUGUAAUGUAAACUUUAUAUCUUAC